AUGGACUUGGUCAACUACAUCCUCACUGUCUGCGCUACAGCCACCGCCGUCGCCAUAAUCGUCGAUAACCACAAACAGUUCUUUCAGCUGACCUCCUUCGCUAUUGUGUUGGGUUUCCUGGUCUCCGGCCUCUACUUUUGCUUCCUGGUCGUGGUCGCCACUAUCGCUCAAACUUGCAGCGCCCUCGGAGUUCACCCUCAAGCCUUCCCACCCAUAGCAUUCUCGCAGCAAUGGAUCAACACCACCAAAAUCGCCUUUUACCACCCUACAAGCCCGUCAAUGACCUUUGUCAUGAUCCUGUCUCCUACGAUCUUGGCUAGCAUUUUGAGAUAUCAAAAGCACUACUACAACGAGGCCCAUAAGACCGCAACUCUCGAGAUACUCGCGGCCGAGCUAGCUAUUCAACCAUUCCAAAAGGUCGUGAAUCGGAACACACUCGAGCUUACCAAAACCCGCACUUGUCUGUCCUGUCCACUCUGUCAACAGCCAUUUGAACGUCCCCAAACCCUCACGCCUUGCGGCCAUACAUUUGACCUCCUCUGUCUCCAAAAGCACCUGCGCAACUCUCCGCCGUCACUCUUUGACGUCCAAAACAACCUCGUUCGUCUCCCUUCGCGUCAAAAACUGUGUCCGUCCUGUCGCGUUCCCACGAUGGCCGAGCCUGCUCCAGCCUGGUUCGUCAAAUGUCUUGUCGACACAGCUGCUCCGCCAAAUACUAAGAUUGUGCCAAUGCACGAAGGCGACGAUGAAGAUGGCGAUGACACCUUCCGAGUCGACCCAUGGAUCGGCAUCUACAAGGAGAAACCUGUCAGCUAUGCUUUUAUUCGUCGUGUUGCUGGCUUUUUCCGGCGAGGCCAAAUUCGUGGACAAUAA
This is a messenger RNA of Mycena indigotica, 873 nucleotides long. RefSeq names its product RING-type domain-containing protein. The transcript has 4 exons. NCBI's taxonomy places the organism in Eukaryota, Fungi, Basidiomycota, Agaricomycetes, Agaricales, Mycenaceae. The coding region runs from base 1 to 873 and encodes 290 amino acids. The record is from RefSeq and is a predicted model, not a curated record.